AUGAAGGAACCCCAAUAUUUUACCAUCUAUGAGGAUUUUUUCAAAGAUGCGAAAAAUUUUCUGAAUACAGUUAUUGAAACUAAGAGCAACAUUUUCGAUGUCAGUAGUAGCAGUGAGUCCAGUUCGGAUGACAAGAAAGAUAGUGAAGUAAAUAAUUCUGAGAAGGAAAGGCAUAUUGAUUUUUACCUUAACGAACAUAGCAACAAAGUACUAUGGCAGAAGAGCAUUAGUCAUGAUGAGAAUUCCAAUGGGGACAUUGUUAUCGGGAGAAAUACCACAAGAAGGAAUGACAAGUUUAGAAGUGAAACACGAGCAGUGGAUAGAUACUCAGAAAUGGAAGUAAACAAAAACAUUUACAAUCCUUUAUCCAACGUGAACAAUGAAGGAACGAAGAUUUUACUCUGUUACCAGAAUUCACACACCAUGUGUCUAUCAUAUAAAUUUUAUAACGAAAAUGUUUACCAGGAUUCAACUAACGUGAAUUAUUCGAUAUCUAUUUUUAAGAAGAAAGUACCAAAUUUUGAUAUUGAAGAUGAGAAAUAUGCAUUUGAAAGAGAUAACAAGAAUAAAAUUACUCACUUUUUGAAGAGAUUGAUAUUUUUUUGGAGUUAUAAAGAAAAUGGAGGAAAAUUCCUUUUUACAAAGGAGGAAAGAAAACAAAUGCGUGAUGAAGACAAUAUAAGAAAUAAAUAUCACAAAGAAGAUGAAGAAAAUAAAAAUGGAGGUAAAAAUAUGAACAUAAAUAAAAAUUUCAUAUCCAAUGGUUACAGUAGUAACAGCCUCUCGAUGAGGAAUGGUAAAGUGCAAAGUAUGGAGGAAGAAAAGAAAGAAAAUAUAGAUUUCAAAGAAAUGAAAAGAAAAAGAAAGAAAGAAAGGAAGAAAGGAAUAUCAUAUGAACAUUUGUUAGUUCCAAGUAAUCAUAAAUAUGAUGCUUUUUGUUUAUUUAAUCCACGUUUUAAACAGGGAAAACAUCACACUGUUAUGUGUUUACAGGGGUAUAACGUGUCUAUUAUACCAUUUGUGAAGCCUAGAAAAUUAAAAGAAGAAGUAAAUGAAUUAUUUAAUGAAAUAAAUCCUUGGAUUCAUAAAUCAUUAACAUUAUCAAAGCUACGAAAUUUAAAAAUUGAUUUGUUUAAUUUAAUUCAUAAUAUUCCUGAAAUUGAUAUUUCGACAAUUUCUUGUGCAUGGGUUUUUUUUGAGAGACUUGUUAUUAAGGGAUAUGUCCAUAAAACCAAUCGGAAAUUGUAUGCCGCUACUUGUCUUAUUUUGUCUAUAAAAUUUCAUCAACACGAUGAUAUGCAAAAUUUGGAAAAACUAUUAAUACACAUUCAGAAGUUAGAUAAGAAGGAGAAUUUAACUCCUUCUUUAAUUUUCUCUGUAGAAUUUCUGGUUUAUCGAUUGCUUGAUUUUUCUCUCCAACACACGUAUGAGGAUAUUCGUCCACAUAUACACCAGUACUUGGAAUCCAAGGAACUAAAAUUUGAGGAUGUCUAUGGCAUUUCAGAAGAGGCAUAUUUAUGUUCUAAUUAUUCCAAUGUACAGUGA
Messenger RNA from Plasmodium gonderi, 1545 nucleotides. Its product is annotated as cyclin dependent kinase binding protein. NCBI's taxonomy places the organism in Eukaryota, Apicomplexa, Aconoidasida, Haemosporida, Plasmodiidae. Bases 1 to 1545 code for a protein of 514 amino acids. Gene Ontology annotation, biological process: regulation of cell cycle. The transcript has 2 exons. The record is from RefSeq and is a predicted model, not a curated record.